Molecule: messenger RNA, 7954 nt
Organism: Salvelinus namaycush (lake trout)
Lineage: Eukaryota; Metazoa; Chordata; Actinopteri; Salmoniformes; Salmonidae
Product: nucleoprotein TPR-like
Exons: 47
Coding region: 57-7736 (2559 amino acids)
Biological process (GO): mRNA export from nucleus; protein import into nucleus
Cellular component (GO): nuclear pore
Molecular function (GO): structural constituent of nuclear pore
Source: RefSeq, a predicted model, not a curated record
UCUUCUGAUACUAAGCCCAACGAAGUUGCUUUGCGCUGUUUCGGACUGGUUGGGAGAUGGCGGCAGUUCUGCUCCAAGUUUUGGAGCGUACAGAGCUUAAUAAACUUCCUAAAGCUGCUCAAAACAAAUUAGAAAAGUUCCUUACUGACCAAAAGAAUGAAAUCGAAUCCCUCAAAACGCAGCACGAGCGGUUCAAAGCGGACUGUGAGCAGCAAUACUUUGACGUUGAGAAGAGAUUGGCAGAGAGUCAGGAGCAGAUUGUGUCUCACACCCGGAAUUACCAGACUCUCAAAGAGGAGAAUACCAAACUCAUCGAAGAGCUGAACAAUCUGAAAGGUGUGGAUGUGGAAUCGUCAGAGGAGAAGGAAUCACAGCAGCCGAGCAAAGCCAAAUAUGAGAUUGAGGCCGAAAGGCGGGAACUGGCUCGUCUGCUUGAAAAGAGAACUCAAGAAGUGGAAAAUCUCACCGAGGAUGUCAAGCGGCUCAAUGACAAGCUGGUGGAGACCAACACAGCCAAAAUAGAUCUACAGCUCAAACUGGAUGACAUCCAAUCUUCUGAGGUCUCCAUUCAGCACCGUGAGAAACGUAUGGAGCAGGAGAAGGAGCUGCUGCAGAAUCAGAACACGUGGCUGAACUCUGAACUGAAGACCAAGACAGAGGAGCUGCUAUCAGUCUCCAGGGACAAGGGCAAGGAGAUCCUGGAGCUCAAGUGCAGCUUUGAGUGCAAGAAGGACGAGGUCACAAGACUUCAAACCCAAGUCACCAAUCUGAAGAAGAGCAGUGAGAACCUGCAGAAGCGAGUGGAGGACCUGAUGACAAAACUGAAAGAGGCUAAAGACCAUCAUAGCACCAUGGAGGAGAAGUACCGCAAUGAACAGAAUGCCCACAUCAAGCUCUCCAACUUGUACAAGGGGUCAGCGUCAGAUGCAGAGUCCAAGAACGAGGAGUUGAACAGGGCCGUGGAGGAGCUGCACAAGCUGGUGAAGGAAGCUGGUGAUGCGAGACAGAACAUGGAGAAGAAGCUGGCAGACAUGGAGGGGUCAAAGAGCAAACAGGAGGCUGAGAUGAAGGAGAAGUUUAAGAAGAUGGAGCUGGAGAACGCCAACCUGCGUGCCUCAGAUAAGAAAAGAAGCAUGCCAGUGCUCACAGAGGAAGAGUUGGACUCCAUGUGUCCGACCGCAGCUGCUGUGGCCAAGAUUGUCAAGCCUGGAAUGAAGUUCAUGGAGCUGUACAACGCAUUCGUGGACGUCCAGGACCAGUUGCUCGUGGAGAAGCAGGAGAACCGGCGUGUGACGCGCGUGCUGGACGAGAUCGUGCAGGAGGUGGAGGAGAAGGCGCCCAUCCUAAAGCGCCAGCGGGAGGAGUAUGAGAGCAUGCAGAGGUCCAUGAACAGCCUCUGUGCCAAACUGGAACAGGCCAGGACGGAGAUCCACAGCCUGCAGAAAGAGACAGAUGAGGCCAAAAAGCACUGCUCCAACCUGGAGAAGGACAACCAGCACUCUGAGAGAGAGCUGGAGGACAUGUCCCAGCAGGUGCGCGUCCUGCUAGUGGAGCUGGAGGAGGCGCGUGGCAACCCGGUGGUCCGCGAGGAGACGAUGAACCUGAGCAGCAGCUCUGAGAUCAUCAACCCGCGGCAGGUUUCCUUCCGCAGUGUGGAGGAGUUGCAGCGGCAGAACCAGAGCAUGCUGGCACGUCUCCGGGAGCUGGGGGAGAAGAUGGAGAGAGAGCAGACCGAGGCCAAGUCCGCACGUGUGACCCAGCUGGAACAGCAGCUAGAGAAGGUCCAGAAGGAGCUGGAGAUUAUAAAGGAGCAGAGAAACCAGCAAAAGCAGUUGGCUGACUCCAACGGCCGCCAGAGAGACAUGUACCGCAUCCUGCUGUCCCAGAGCACCGGCUUCAACCUCCCACCACAAGGUCCUACACAGGAGGCAGCCCCCCAGACGUACACCCCCAGCCGGCCCUCCUUCCCCCCUCCCACCAGGUCCACCCCCAUGAGGGCUUCAGCCGCUGAGUCUUCCCAGACCAUCCAGGCCAAGGCUGCUCUCAAACAGUUGAACGACUCCUUCACCACAUACAAGAAUGAGAAGGCGGUGAACGACAGGAUGCUGAAUGAGCAGAACGAGAAGCUACAGGAGCAGCUGUCUGCGGUCCGCUCCCAGAAGGCCAAGCUCUCCACACAGCUGGAGUUCGCCUCCAAGAGGUACGAGAUGCUGCAGGAGAAUGUAAACGGCUACAGGCGGGAGAUCGCUGCUCUGCACGAUAAGAGCCAGAAGAUGGCCGCCACGGCUCAGAAACAUGAGCAGAUCAUCCACACCAUGACCCAGGAUCUCCGGGCAGCCAAUGAGAAGCUGGCCAUGGCAGAGGUGCGUGGUGAGAACCUGAAGAAAGAGAGAGACAUGCUGAAGUCAGCAGAGUCCAGACUGAACCAGGAGAAGGAAGCCAUGAUGGCUGAGCAGCGCAACCAGAACCUCCUGCUCACCAACCUCAAGUCCAUCCAGCUGACGAUGGAGCGUACUGAGACCGAGACCGGGCAGCGUCUGAACAGCCAGAUAGAGAGACUGGAGAGAGAGCUCACCCAGUUUAAGAAGAAACUGGCUGAGGAGGUGGAGCAGAGGCACACGCUGGGCCGUAACCAAGAUGCUCAACUGCUGGAGGCCAAGAAGCAGCUAGAGGCCCAGUGUGCCCUGCACCAGAAGACCAAGGAGCUUUUGAAGAAUGCUGAGCAGCAGGCUAACCUUCUGAAACAACAGCUCAGCCAUGCUGAGAGCCAGAACCAGGGUUCAGGUCUGGGCCAGGGUCAGAGCCUGGGCCAGACCAACUCCCGGGCACCCAUCAGAGCACCGUUAAGAGCUCCAUCUCAGACCCUAGCUCAGGCCCAGUCCCAGGCUACCCAGGAAGCCCAGGCCAAGCUCCAGGCAGAACUAGAGGAGGUGCGCGGGCGUCUGCAGCAGGCCGAGAAGCAGAUCAGCGAUCUGCAGGAGCGCCUGCAGAACGCGAGCACUAACGUGGAGCAGUACCGCAUCGUGGUGCUCAGCCUGGAGGAGUCCCUCAGCAAAGAGAAACAGGCUCGUUCUCCUGUGGAGACUCGUCUAAAGGAGGCCCAGGAGUUCCAGCGUGGGCUGGAAAAGAAGCUGGUGGAGGCUGAGAAGGAGAAACAGGAGCUCCGUGAGGAGAAGAGGAAGGCCGUGGACAUUGUGGAGAAACAGGUGAAUGAGCUGAAGAGGACUAUGAAAAACUUGCAGUCAGAGCUGCAGGAGGCUGAGGAGAGGAAGGCUGCAGCCGUCACCCAGGAACAGAAGGCCAUGCAGGACAGCCUGCAGCAGGGCAAGCUGGCAGCGGAGGCCCAGAACAAGUAUGAGCGGGAGCUGAUGCUGCAUGCGGCUGAUGUGGAGGCGCUACAGGCGGUCAAGAAACAAGGCCUGCAGGGGAACCAGAGCAGGAAGCAGCUGGAGGACAAGGCCAAACAGAUCACCACCCAGCUACAGGAGGCUCGCACCAACUGGAACCAGCUGGAGAAGAAACUCAAGGAGGACCUGUCCAAGCAGCAGAAGCGGGCAGAUGAGCUGCAGAAGCAGAAUGGCCUGCUGCACCAGCAGAUGGAGAGCCUGGGAGCCAAAAUGGCCGCCACAGUACAGCAGCAGCAACAGGCUAGUAGGGAGAGCAGCCUCAACCUGUCCUUCAGCGAAGAGGGCAAGUCCCAGGAACAGAUCCUGGAGAUCCUCAGGUUUGUGCGUCGUGAGAAGGAGAUCGCAGAGACACAGUUUGAGGUGGCAGAGGUUGAGACACAGCGCUACAAACAACAGGUUGAACACCAGGACCGCGAGCUGAAGGAACUACAAGAGAGCCUCAACGCUGAGAGAGAGAAACUACAGCUGACAGCGAAGACCAUGGCCCAGCACGAUGAGAAAAUGAAGAGGAUGGAGAACUUAAACGUGCUGGUGGAGACCAACAAGAUGCUGAAGGAGGAGAGGGAGAGGCUGGAACAGGAGCUGCACCAGACCCAGGCUAAAGUGCGUAAGCUGGAGGCGGACAUCACUCCCCUGCAGGACUCCAACUCUGAGCUGAGUGAGAAGAAUGGCAUGCUGCAGGCUGAGAAGAAACUGUUGGAAGAGGACUGCAAACGCUGGAAGGCCCGCACACAGCAACUGGUGAGCCAGCAGAAGGACACAGACCAGGAGGAGAACAAGAAGCUGCACUCUGAGCGAGAGGCCCACCUCAAACGCAUCCAGCAGCUCUCUGAGGAGACUGGGAGACUGAAGGCUGAGGUGGCCAGGACCCAUGCGUCGGUGACCACAGCCCAGAGCCAGGCGCAGAACCUGAAGGAGAUUCUGGGCAAGGUGACCACCGAGAGGGAUGCGAAGACCCUGGACAUCCAGGAGAAGUACAAGACCAUCACGCAGGUCAAGAAAAUCGGACGACGUUACAAGACGCAGUAUGAGGAGCUCAAAGUGCAGCACGACAAGCUGGUGGCGGAGGCAGCAGCCAAGCCAGCCCAGGAGGAGGUGCUGCAGGCCGUGCAGCAGGCCCAGCUGCAGGCUCAACAUGCCCAGCAGGCCUCUGCCCAAGAGAUCCAGAGCCUGAAGGACUCCCUCAGCCAGGCUGAGACCAAGGUCAAAGACCUGGAGGGACAACUGAAAAACGUACAGGAGACAGUGAAUGAGCGCAACACAGAGAUGGGGCGUCUGAGACAGGAGCUGACCCGGCUCCAGGAACAGUCUGCACAGGGGACACAGAGUGAAGUGACCCGGCUGAAACAGGAGCUGACCCGGCUCCAGGAACAGUUUACCCAGGCCCAGGGGACCCAGGGUGAAGUGACCCGUCUGAAACAGGAGCUGACCCGGCUCCAGGAACAGUCUACCCAGGCCCAGGGGACCCAGGGUGAAGUGACCCGGCUGAAACAGGAGCUGACCCGGCUCCAGGAACAGUCUACCCAGGCCCAAGGGACCCAGGGUGAAGUGACCCGGCUGAAACAGGAGCUGACCCGGCUCCAGGAACAGUCUACCCAGGCCCAGGGGACCCAGGGUGAAGUGACCCGGCUGAAACAGGAGCUGACCCGGCUCCAGGAACAGUCUACCCAGGCCCAGGGUGAAGUGACCCGGCUGAAACAGGAGCUGACCCGGCUCCAGGAACAGUCUACCCAGGCCCAGGGGACCCAGGGUGAAGUGACUCGGCUGAAACAGGAGCUGCAGGAGAAGACUGCUCAGGAGGAGUCGCUACGGCAACAGAUGGCCGACAAGGAGGAGAAGACCAAGAAGGUCUUCAUGGGAGCCAAGCAGAAGAUCAACCAACUCAACAUUGCAAAGGAGCAUCUGACCAAGGAGGUGGAGGAGCUGAAGCAGCAGCGGGAGGAGCAGGAGGUGCGUCUGAGUGCUCUCAAGUCCCAGUAUGAGGGCCGUCUGCACCGACAGGACCGAGAGAUCAGGGAGCUCCGAGACCACCGUGACGAACAACCUCAUAGAGACGAGUCCCAGGACCAGGGGAAAAAUAAGACCCAGGAGCAGCAGCAGAGAGCUCCAGAACAGAGGCAGAUCAACCAGAGGACUUCCCAAGCUGCAGACAGGGGAAGUGGUUCUUCCGGCUCUUCAGAGCAGCCCCCCACUGCCAACAUCAAACCCACCACAGUGUCGGGCGGUGCCCCCAGUAAACCUUCCCCCAUCCCCGGGAACAAGUCCACCCCCAGGGCCAGCAUCCGACCCAUGGUGCCCAUAACCAUGCCCACACCCACGGCCACUGUCAUGCCCCAUACACAGUCUGAAAGCCAGGAAGUGCUGCAGUCCUCUGAGGGUGGAACCCCUGUGGAACACGUGUCUGUGUUCGGCAGCACCAGCGGCUCUGUCCGCUCCACCAGCCCUAGCGUCCAGAACAUCACGCACUCUCAGUUUCAGCCAAUCAGCAGCCAGGCCACCGCCUUCGUCCAGCCAACCCAGCAACAGCAGGCCCCGCCCACCGCUGAGCCGGCCAGUCAGGAGACCGAGGCGGGCCCUAGUGGUCAAGUGGAGAGGCCCUCCACGUCUACGGCUGUAUUUGGCUCCGCUAUUGCUACAGGGGGCUCUGCUGGGCCAAAGCGUGCCCGCGAGGUGGAGCUGGAGGCUCGGGCAGAGAGCCCUGACACGGCCCUGGAGAACCCAGACGAACCACCCAUCCCCAAGAAGCUCCGUAUCAUCCAGAGAGUGGGCCUGGAGGAGGAGAAUGAAGAGGGCACUGAUGGAGAGGCUGAGGGGUCAGGGGAGAACCAGGAGACUCCAGACGGCAGCCAGGAGCUACCAGACGUGUCCUUUCCUGUACUGGGAGAGGUGGAGGAAGAGGAUGACGGGGUGUCCCAGUCUGUCCCCUCAGACCACCAGGUGACCCACCAACCCUCUGACACCCAGGACUCCAGCGAAGAGCGCCAGCCUGACGUCAUCAUCAUCGACACAGACAGCUCCAGUCGAGAAGAAGAAGAGGAAGAGGAGGAGGCAGAGCAGUAUGAGGAAGAGGUGGAGGAAGAGAAGGAUGAUGAUGAUGAUGAUGAUGACGAGGACCAGGGGAUGGGAAGAGAGGAGAGCAACGAGGGGAGCGGAGACGCCAACGAGCCGUUUGAAGGAGACGAGACGGGCCCUGAGACCUCGGAGCCUGCCUCGGAGAACGAGGAGAGCAUGGGAGCUAUAGACUCCACCUCCCAGAAACAGGCUGACUCGCAAAGCGGUGAGGGGAGCAGCAGUACCACCGAAUCCUUCCCCAUGGCCAUGUCCGACCCCCCCAAAGAACUACUACAGCCUACCGCUAGUACUACCAGCACUUUCUCCUUCUCUACCUCCCCCUUCUCCCCCUCCUCCAGCCUGCGCCUGCCCCAGUCCGUCCCCCGCCGACCCCCACACCCCCUGCCCCCACGCCUCUACAUCCAGCCCCCCGGCACUGAGCUGGGCCUGGGACCUCCACCCACACAGAGGCUGUCUGCGCCAAUCCGCCGGCAGUCUGUAGGCAGAGGACCCCAGCUCACGCCUGGGAUAGGCAACAUGCAACACUUCUUUGAUGACGAUGACAGGAUGGUCCCCAGUACGCCCACGCUGGUGGUGCCCCACCGGACUGAUGGCUUUGCUGAGGCCAUCCAUUCUCCCCAGGUAGCAGGAGUUCCCAGGUUCAGGUUUGGUCCUCCUGAAGACAUGCCUCAGGCCAGCUCGUCCCACUCUGACCUCGGACAGCUCGCCUCACAAGGAGGUCUGGGGAUGUACGAGAGUCCUCUGUUCCUGGCCGCUCACGACGAGGAGUCUGGAGGGAGGAGUGUUCCCACCACGCCCCUGCAGGUUGCUGCCCCAGUGACGCUCUUCAAUGAAUCCCACCCCUCUGAUGCCCAGGACAUGGCAUCCCAGUCUGUUCCCAUGGUGACAACAUCCACGAGCCACCACGGGCUGGCAGUCCCCGGCGGAGAGGCCGUCCCAGGAGAUGACGGGGACGAGGUGUUCAUGGAGGCAGAUAGUGAAGGUAGGAGUGGUGAAGCGUCCAUGGAUAGCCAGGCUGAGAUGGACUCUGCCCAGCCGUCAGACGAUGCCAGUCUGCCCUCCACAAGCCAGGAGCCCACCUCCAGCUCUGCCGACACCAGCAGUAGUGUGCAGCCCAAGCCCUCCGGCCGCCCCUUGGCCCAGCACUCUCUGCCCAUGAGGACAGCCAACAGGGGCAGGGCGCUCAUCCGCAGAGGAGGUAUGGGGUUCCUUCGAGCAGGAAGAGGCCCCUUCGGUAGAGGAAACCUACCCCGCUAAUGAUGCCAUUGUGCACUGCUCCACCCCCCUCCCUUCGUCCCAACUAUCAAUCAGUGUCUUGGUCUACUUAAAAAAUUCAACUAAUUUGUGAUGGACUUCUUCCCUAACUUUGUGUCAGUGGAUACCAUACAUUUUAGUUGUUUUGUAUUUGUUUCAAGAAGAGUAAUUGUUCCAUUGCUUUUGUUUUUGCUAAUAAACUUUGAGAAAAAUAAAAUGUU